CCAUCGCUAAAUAAAGAAGCUAUUGUAGGUAAGUUAGGUAGGUGGACUGGUCUGCCUAUAAAACCACCCUUAAAGUAGGUACAUUUUAGGUAGCUCUCUGGAAGCAUGGACCCUGGACAGCUGGUUAGGCUGCAUUUGUUUGGCAGUGUCUAAAAUGCGCUGCGCCUGCCAACAACAGGACCUGGAAUUCAAGCUCAGACAGUCGACAAAUGACCACAACAGGAGAAACAGAGCCCCGGCCACGAUCUAGCUCGCUGCUGCAGCUGAACGAUGAUGUGCUGGCCCUGAUAGUGGCUCAGCUGAGCGUGUAUCAGCAGUUCGAGCUAAGCCAGCUGCACAGUCGCCUGCGGAGCAUUGUCCAGGCGCUGUGGCGCACGCGCGUGCGCAACGUGGCGCUGCAGGACGAACUGCUGAGCCGUGCAUCUUCGCGACAGUUCCAGGCCUUUAUGCUGGCCCUGGCACCGCAUCUGGAGCGGCUCAGCUGCCACCAGCUGGAUGUGCGCCGGCUGCGUUUGCUGAGUGACCACUGUCUGCCCCAUGUGAUUAGUCUCGAGUGGCUGGGCGUUGAUCAGCAGCCGCGACGUGGACGCGUCCGCUUCGUGGACGAGGAUGUGCGGCUGCUGAAGCGCGUGUUUCCAUCGCUGCGCAAGCUGAAGCUGCGCGGCUGCCAGGUGACGGGCAAGUAUCUGCACGAGCUGGAGCUGCUGACCGAACUGUGCCUGGACGAUUGCCAGUAUCUGGAGUCGCAGUACUUUCGCGAUAUCUUUCGGCUGCUGAAGCUGCGCAAGUUCGACAUCAUGGAGGACUGCGACGAGGUCAACUGCUGUGAUUUAGUGGACGUGCAGCUCUGUCCCACUCUCGAGCACAUCAAGAUCGCCGACUACCAUCUGUGCAUGGAGUCGGACAUCACGCAGCAGCUGCUGCGCCUGCCGCACCUAAGCAAGCUGUCCAUCUACUCCAAGAACUUUGUCUUCGAUGUGCUGGAGCGCAUAGCGCGACCCAGCAAUACCGCAGCUGCUGGCAUCAAGCAGAUCGAAGGCUUCCGCUUCAGUGGACUCCUGCACGACUACGGACGACUCUUUCGCGAGCUGAGCCAUCUGCGCCACCUGCGCCGACUGGAGGUGCACGGCCAGUCGGAGGAGGGGCAGCUGCAGUGCCUCAGCGACCAGGCGCUGUGCCAACUGGCGGCCCAGCUGUCCGAGCUCAGCGAGCUGCAUCUCUGCGGCUACCAGCUGGAGAGUCCAGCCGGUAUUUUGCAAUUUGUGAUCAACUGUCGCCAGCUGCGCAUCUUGGACAUGACGAGAUCGCGCUGCAUUGGUAACGCCUUCGUCGGACGCUGCCAGGCGGUGCUGGCCAAGCAAAGCUGGCGCACUCAGCCACUGGAAUUGUGGAUCAGACAGAGCGACAUUGUGCUCAACCUGCUGCAGAACUUCCGCUAUUUGAGAAUCGAUACCAAACGAAUGACACCCAACAUGGAUUAUAUGUCAAGUGUGCUUAAGUUUAGCUUUGUAAGAUAGUGAUUGAUUACCUGUUCCAACUGUGCCUGAGUGUACGGAAAUACACGUACACGCAUGUCUUUCCGUGUAUAAUCUAUAAUACGAAAAUUGAAUUUAAGACUGAAA
This is a messenger RNA of Drosophila arizonae, 1622 nucleotides long. RefSeq lists its product as uncharacterized. Gene Ontology annotation, molecular function: protein binding. The record is from RefSeq and is a predicted model, not a curated record. NCBI's taxonomy places the organism in Eukaryota, Metazoa, Arthropoda, Insecta, Diptera, Drosophilidae.